Danio aesculapii is the source of this 5832-nucleotide messenger RNA. RefSeq names its product cortactin binding protein 2 (gene cttnbp2). Gene Ontology annotation, biological process: regulation of synapse organization. The transcript is spliced from 23 exons. Gene Ontology annotation, cellular component: glutamatergic synapse. Gene Ontology annotation, molecular function: protein binding. The coding region runs from base 233 to 4945 and encodes 1570 amino acids. The record is from RefSeq and is a predicted model, not a curated record. Lineage: Eukaryota; Metazoa; Chordata; Actinopteri; Cypriniformes; Danionidae.
CACACCUCCUCUUUUCAGGUUUACAUCUGGACUGAGCUUUACAACCUGCUCCCGUCAAAACCUAGUCCACCGUGGGUCCACAGCCCUGCUCAACGCAUUUACCGGCGGAAGAUGAGUACUUGGCUCUCUGCGAUUGUCCUGCAGCAGUGUAACAGUUAAAAUGAGUGGCGAAUGCGUUAUUUGAUGUGGUGUGUGUGGAGCCUGAGCCUGAGCAGUCCUCUACAGUGAGAAGAUGGCGUCGGACGGAGCGAAAGGGGAGCAGCCGCCUCCGCUACAAACACUGGUAACCACUGGCCAUGGAAGCGUCGAGGCGAAAUGCGAGCUGAACAUAGACAACCUGAGCAAACCAGAGCUCCUGACCCUUCUGAGCAUCAUGGAGGGAGAACUUGAGGCCAGAGACCUGGUCAUUGAAGCUCUUAGGGCUCGAAGAAAAGAAGUGUUCCUGCAGGAGCGAUAUGGACAGUUCAGUUUGACAGACCCAUUCCUCGCCAUGCAAAGGGACUUUGAGUCAGGGAUGGGGCCAAAGGACCGUAGGCCAGUCAGUGCAAGCCCCAUCACGGUGCUGGAAGCUGUUAUGGCCCACUGCCGUAAGAUGCAGGAGAGGAUGUCUGCCCAACUCUCAGCUGCUGAGACCAGACAGAAGAGGCUUGAAAUGGAGAAACUGCAGCUGCAGAGCCUGGAGCAGGAACACAGGAAGCUGUCAGCUCAGCUGAAGGAUGAGCGAGAGAAAAACAAACACGUGGUGAUGUCACUGGUGCAUGAAUGCAAGCAGCUAGCUGCUCGUGUGGUCGAAGAGAACCAGCGCUUUGAGGAACUUUCGUCCCGUACUGAGCAGGAUGGUCGAUCUGUGGGACGUCUGGAAGAAGAACUGGCAUCCGAACGACGUCGUAGCCAACAGAUGGAAGCGGAGAUGGAGAAACAGUUGGCUGAAUUUGACACAGAGCGAGAGCAGCUACGUGCCAGGCUUAGCCGCGAGGAGACUCGUGCUGCGGAACUUCGGGCUGAAAGUGAGAAUCUCCGCUUGCAGGUGGAGCAGCUUAGAACUGAAAGAUGCAAAGAUGCCCCACCACUGCCUUCUGUUACCCCAGCAUCUGUCCCAGUUAAACCCAAGGCUAUGGUGUCCGUGGCUGUGGGCACUGAGGCAACUGUUUGCAAGACUGUCUCUUCUCAGACAGAUGCACCGCUGGAAAAUGAAGGAGCUAAGAAAGUGCCACUUUCGAUCCCUGUCAAACCCAGCAGCUCCACGUAUGCUAGCAUGAACCUACCUAAGACUUCUAGUGCAGGACGGGGGCUACACCAUGGGAGCUCACAGGCAGAAAAUGGAGGAGACGGUCAAACACAUCUACAUGGUUCACAUUCACCUGGUGUAUCCUCUACCUUGCCGACUGGGGUCAGUCCCCGCGUCCAGGCAGCCCGUUACAAAUUCCAACCCUCUGCCUCAGAGCAGGACCAAAAUGGAACCGCCAACCAGAGCCCCCCGUCCCGUGAUCUGUCCCCCACAAAUCGAGACAACUUUGCAGCUAAACAACAGGCUCGACACACAGUCACACAGGUUCUCUCCCGCUUCACAAGUCCUCCAGCAGGGGGACCCCCUGCAGCCCUUCGGCCUGGUCUGCCACAUUCUACAUCUGAGGGGGGACCCUUCACAGGACGCUUAGGCCACCCCCAGAUAGGCCUUAAAUCACCAACUGUGGCCCGAAUCGACAGGGGUAAUCCACCCCCGAUCCCACCAAAAAAACCCGGACUGUCCCAGACACCAUCCCCUCCACACCCACCAAUUAAAGUAGUAGGUGAAGCUAGCAGGUCCCCAGGAACAGGACUUGCCAAAUCAGCUACCACCCCUCAGCUUCCACCAAAACCCUCCUUAGAUAUGGGUGGUACAGUCCCAGCCUUGACUGCGUCACAGGUGGGUGCAUCCUGUUCUGGUUGGCCGUGGGGGCAACAGCCAACAGCAGCAUGUGUGGAGUGUCCCCCUGUCACCACCUCCUCCACAGCUACCAUUGUCAGUAGCCCCUCCAUAAACCCAUCUAGUCAUCCAUUCCAUAGCCCCCAGCACCCAGGCAGCCCCCUGGCAGCAGCAUCAGGCUGGUGUCCCUCCAUAGUCCCCUCGCUAACCUGUGGUGACCCCGUCCCCCUGGAUGACGGGCAAACCCUUCUCCUCCAAGCUGCUUCCCAGGGAAAUGUCACUUUAUUGUCUAUGCUGCUUAACCAAGAUCCACUAUUGGAUAUUCAUCACCAUCAACAUGAAUUAACCUCUGCCUUGAUCUCUGCUGCUCAUAAUGGACACACAGACUGCUUAAAUCUGCUGCUGACUUCAGGAGCAUCUGCUGAUGCUGCCGAUGAAACAGGAUUUUCACCGUUACACGCCGCCACUCAAAAUGGCCACCAUGGGUGUGUGAGAGCUCUGGUGAACUGUGGUGCUGAUUUGGAGAAGGAGUGUUCGCAGGGAAGGACCCCGCUGUACCUGGCCUGUAAACAGGGACAUGUGCAGUGUGUGAAAGUGUUGUUAGACGCAGGAGCAGACCGAACACACGUUACCACUGACAGCUGCACAGCUCUGCACGCUGCAGUCAGUUCAGGUCAUGUGGACACUCUGAAGCUCCUGCUGCACCACCCGUCAUCUGAAACAGACCAUCUGAACGUCCCAGCAUCUCCUUCAGACCCCAACCAGGAGCUCCAGAAGUCUGACAUGAGCAAGGCAUGUCACAUCCUCAACCACAGUAACCAGGAUGGCUGGACUGCCGCCCACAUUGCUGCAUCCAGGGGCUACAAGAAAUGCCUGGAGGUUUUGUGUAACCACAGUCAACAGAACAUGGAGAAGAGGGACAAAUGCAACCGCACCAUACAUGAUGUUGCCACAGAUGACUGCAAAGACCUACUAGAGAACCUGGACUGGUACACAGUGGUUGUACAGGUGCUCAUGGGCUCGCCGGAGCGUCUUUGCCCUGUGGAUCUCCUGGAAGAUGGCUGCACUCUUGGCAAAGUUACAGUUCAUUGCCACACCAGCUGGGAGGAGCUAACAGGAAGCCUGAGUCUCCUGCUGACCAAUCACCUCCAGCUGAUUUGUGGGAGCUGGGAACUGCAAGACGUUCUGACCAGAGCUGACACUUUGGGCCUUUCUGCCAACAGCAUAGCCUCCGUGAUUAUAGGUGAUGCUGUUUGGAUGGUGGGGCAGGAUCUGGCUCAGUCUCCAUGGGAUCUCGUUCGCAAGCGGCUGAGUCAACGGAUCACUAUACGCCUUAAAGGCCUGUCAGAGUGUGCUCUGGAUGAGAUGACGUACGACUCCCUGAUCUCCGUUCAGCUGCUGCAGAACUACGUCCGCCUGGUGGAACAGUACCAUAAUGUUAUCUUUCAUGGGCUGGAGGGAAGCUUUCAGGAGUACAUCGCCAACCAGAUAUCUCAUUAUAUCAAGCACAGACAAGAGGCUCAGGGGAUUGGAUGUGAUGUUGUCAGGGUGGAGAUGGAGGAGAACCUAUCAAAAGAGCAGCUGUUGGAGACCUUCAUUAACUGUGGGUUCCUGGUGUCUCUGCAUGAAGGCAGCGCUGGCCGUUGUGUUGUGGUGGUUCUGGAGGGUCUGGAAAGAGCCCACUCGCUCAGCCACAUCCUGGGAGAUCUGUGUGAAGCCCUGGAGAACCGAGGAUCUGUCUACUCUCUCUCCCUCAGCCAUGGUCAUGAUGGGCUGUACUAUUUCCGGGAAGGGAGUUUCUUGAUAGGAACUCUGGCCAAGCCUCGUCUGCAGGGUGCUGAGCUGCGAUUACAGCAGCACUUCCGCUGGGUUCAGCUGCGAUGGGACAGCGAGCCCCUCAAUGGCAUGCUGGGACGGCAUCUGCGCAGAAAGUUGCUCCACAAGACUCAGGGCCAGUGCUGGACAUCUGAUGAUCCUCUACAGAAAGCUCUUUCUUGGGUUUGCUCAGUGUGGCACCAGCUUAAUGCCUGUCUUUCACGUCUGGGGACCUCAGAGGCCUUGCUGGGACCCUACAUCUUCCUCUCCUGCCCUGUGAAUCUGGAACAGACCCAGGCCAUUCCCAAGUGGUUGGUGAGGCUCUGGAAUGCAGUGAUCGUUCCACGAGUCGAGGACGCUGUUAUAUUGAGAGUAACAGCCAAACGCUCUCCCUCACAGCGACGGUCUCCCAACAGCAAAGCUCUGAGCCCAGGCCAGAGAGCGGUGGUCAAAGCAGCUCUCAAUAUCCUGCUCAAUAAAGCUGUUCUGCAAGGCUGCCCACUGCCCAGACCAGAGAUAGACAGGCUCUUGCCAGAGCUCCAGGGAGGAUGUUUUUCUUUUUCCGCUAUUGGCUCCGCCUACAGGAAAAGUGGAAGAAAAGGUGCUUGGAGACGAGCCAAUACAAGUCCACGGAAAAAAGAAUGCCCCGCCUCUGGGAGGAGCUCCAGCUGCUCUUUUAGAGAAGGAUCUCUAGCCAAUUCAAGCUCUCAGUUGAUGACAAAUGGCAAUCAUGCGAGUGGUUUGACUCUCUGCUCUGAUGAUGAGACGGAUCUCAUUAGAGAACUCCAAAGCAUGUGCUCUAGCAAAUCAGAGCCAGACAUAAGCAAGAUUGCUCUGUUCAAAGAGGACUUCAUCAUGCUUCCAGACUCGAGUUCGGCUUCUCCUCUGGGGACUGAUGGCGAGGUCAACCAGCCCCAAACACAUUCGCGUACAGCAGACAGAGCUGUGGAUAACACAUGUCCUCUACCACAGCAGACUGACAGUGGUCAUGCUUCUCCUCGGCGAGUGACGAGGCCCAGGUCCCAUCUACCUGUCCCAAGCAGCAGAGGAUCUCAGCAGAUGAUCAGCAGCAGCUCUUCCCUUCAGAGUCACAGCAGAGCCUCCUCCAGCAGCAGCAGCAGCAGAACAAGGCAGCCCCCGUCCAACAACACAAACAACCUCUCACAAGACCACAUCUGGUUCCUGGACCCCAACUCUAAUGAAAACUACAGCACCCAUGGAUAGACUCCGCCCACUGCCCUCCCUGUGCCCUCAGCCUGUCCUCCCCCUCAGUUUAGUGAAGUUAGGUUACUGGCAGCAUUUUAGUAUUUGUACAUGUUGUCCAUAAUUGUUACACUAUAUUACAUUGUGUACUUUGGGACCAUAGUUUUAAUAUAUUCAACUGUUUAAGAAAAAAUGAAAAUAAGAAAAGGACUGCUUGAACACUUUACAAUUUGCCUUUUAGGUCAAAUGUUUUGGAUCAAAGUAAGAGCUAGUGGUCUUUUUGCUCUUUAGUAUUUUCAAUCAAUUGUGUAUGACGUUUAAAUAAGUGAAAGGUGAGUUUUAAAAACUGUCGAAAUCAGGGUUUUACCAAAUAUGUGUAAAUAAGAACCGGGAACUGAAAUGUUGUAUAGAUUAUAGUGUGUGUGUGUGUGUGCGUGUGUGUGUAUGUGUGUGUGUGAUUUUUGUGCUUGUACAUUGGAGGAAUUUUGAAGGGAAAAUGAGAACUGUAUAUAUUGUUUGUAAUAUUAAAUUUGGGUUCAUAUUUUUUCACUCGUUUCCAAAUGAACUGAAUGUGGCAAUAAGUACCGCCAUCACGAACACAGGAUAUUUCGUUUUUGUCCGUUAAGCCAUAAUUAUUAGUAUUUUAAAUUUCUCUCAUGCGUGCUCGGAUACUUGCAUCGUGAAGCCUGACUAAUCGGAAGCAGCGCACAUUUAAGCAUUUUCGUUUGUCUCCUGUAUUGAACACUUAGGAUAAUCAAGUAUUCUUUUCAAGUCAGUAUUGUUUAUAUGUACAGAAGAGAUUAUAGUUGACCUCUGAUGUUUAACUGUAUUAUAGUUGUCGGACGAGGUUCAGAGAAGUUGUCCUGUUUCCUCCAAGCACAACGAUUAAAAAUGCACUACCCUAGAAA